AUGUCUUUCCUUUUGUAUGUUCCUAUUCUUCUUUCAGUUUCUUUUUCUUUCCUUUUGCAUGUGUUUAAGAAAUACAUUCACCUUCUAUCAUUAUAUCUUGCUGCCAUCUAUAACACUAUUUUGUAUGCUUUGCAUUAUUCUUUAUUGUCAAAACAUAUUGGACUAAUAAAGGAUAUUGAUAAAGAUAUUGAAAGUUUGAUACCUUGUACAAAAGAUAGUGAUUUUCAAAGCAUCGAUAUUAAUGAUGAAAUUGAUGAUGAUGAAAAAAUUACUAAAGAUGAAGAUGAAGAUUACUCUUGGAAUAGGACAAAGUUGGCGGAGGAUAGAGGAAACUUUCCUCCACCAAUUUCAUCGCUAAAUGAGCUUGGACAACCUAGUUUCAUUUUUGUACCAAUAAGAAAAAAUGGAAGGAUGCAACUUAAUAAAAUAAGAAUAAGAAGGCCGGAAAUUCUCCAUGCUACACGAGAAGAUGGACGAUUGAGGUUAUUUCUCAUUCCAGAUCAUAAUGUAGAAGAAGAUAUAGAAGAAAAAAAGAAAGAGGAAGAGGAGGAGAAGGAGAAACAAGAACUAGUUGAUGAUGAUGAUGAUGAUGUAAACGAAAAAGAAAAAGAACAAUUUAUAGUAGAAUCAAUAAAGGAAUAUGAAGAGGAUAAGGAAGAGGUUCAAGAGAUAUGCAGCUACGACCAUAAGAAUAUUUGUGUUGAAGGAUUGAAACUUCCCAGUGAGAGUUUUAUGAAAUAUUAUGAAGUUCUUAAUCAUAUUGUUCAUCAUCAUAAGGCUCUUGGGAGGUAUUACCAUUUACCUAUGUAUGGACUUUCUACUGCAUGA
Messenger RNA from Vigna angularis (adzuki bean), 828 nucleotides. RefSeq names its product protein FANTASTIC FOUR 3-like. NCBI's taxonomy places the organism in Eukaryota, Viridiplantae, Streptophyta, Magnoliopsida, Fabales, Fabaceae. The transcript has a single exon. Bases 1 to 828 code for a protein of 275 amino acids. The record is from RefSeq and is a predicted model, not a curated record.